AUGAUAAACAAGAGAUGUUACUCCCAAAUUGGUAUGAAAUUCAAAGGAAUUUCAAGGCAAGCUUCUAUUACUUCAAUCAAUAAGAGACGAUCCUCAAAUUGGUUGAAUCUUAAUGAGGCUGUCCCGAAAACAGAAGAAAUGAAUCCAAUCUUACCACUUCUUUCUCCAAUUAGUACAAGAAUCGGUAAAGGAUUAACAGCAGCAGAAAACGAAGAGGAAACUAUUAGUGUAGCUCCUCCAACAAAUUCGACAUUUUAUAAUGGUCUCGUUUAUCAAAUUACACUCGGCGAACAUGGAUAUUUAGAAGUGUACUCCGCUAAAAAAGGAGAAUCUUUUACUCUUUUGCAAGCAAAACGCGCACCUUCAAAUCGUACUGGAUUUUGCUUUACUUUUCUAGAUAAACACCAUCUUUUCCUUUAUGGCGGUUAUGCCGCAAAUUUACAACAGAACGAAAUGUAUAUUCUUGAUAUUGAAGAUAGAGAAUGGAGAAUGUGCAAGAUUAUUGCUCCACCGCAAGCUAUUAGAACAAACACUCAAUGCAUUUCAACAUUAGACGAAAAUUACCACAUGAUUUACGUUUUUGGUGGUUCUGAAGGUCCAAAACUUUUAGGAUCUCUUGAUAUAAUCAUUUUCUGCAAAGACUCGUUUAAGUACAUUAAUCCUAUGUGCAGUAUCAGGUCAUACUGCCUUAAAGAAGGCCCUUGCGGACGUGCUGGACAUACAUUCAUCAAAAUGAACGAUAAAGGUUACCUAUUUGGCGGUGUAGAUACACGUGGAAAAUGCCUUGGAGACCUUUGGGAGUUCAAUUUCAGUAAUGCAUUAAAUCCAACUUGGGCAUUGUUAUCAAAUAUUGGUCCCAACCAAAGAAAAUCGCAUAUUUCCUACCUUUUCGAUAAUGGUGUUUGCAUUGCCGGUGGUGUAAACGAUGAAAACAACUUUAUUGGCGAUGUAUGGAAAUGGGAUUCAAGAUGGAUCAGGCUUUCAGUGUUCGAAACAUCAUUUCCAGUCUUUGGAUCUGAAGAAGGACUCCUUUAUUAUGAUAAAAUACUCAGACCAAUUGAAUAUAUGAACGCCGGAAGACAUUUAGACGCCAAAUUCGCCCAACUCCGUAAGAUUCAAUCACUUCAUAAGGCAGCCUCUAUUGUUGAAAAGGAAGCAGAGUCAUCCACCGUUUUCAUCAACACAAAUCUUUUGAUAUAUCUCAGAGAACUCAACAAAUCAGAGGUAAAUGCCGAAACAACAGAUGCCCUUAACAAGAUCUUCAACGAAACUCGUGCUCGCGAAAUCGAAAACGAAGUUUUGAAUUUGAGAAUCGAAGUUUUAGGUCUUUCCAAGAAAAUUCUUGAAGCCCAUCAGAUUUCGCCAAGUUUAUCCCCUGUUUCUAAGCUUGACGAAUUCUCCAAAACGAUCGAUCAGAAAAUUGAAAGAUUAUCUCAAAGAACACAACGACCACAUGAAGCUGUACAGAUUUCUAAGACAAUAGAAACCAUGCCUCCACCACAAACAGACCCUAUUUCCGUAGAUACAUGGUCGAUCGAUGCAAUUUCAGCAGUUUUUGACAAAGCAGUCAACAAAGAUUCAGUUCUUUCAAGUAUUGUCGCUUUGCAGAGACUCGAAUACGAGAGAUUAUCGAACCAAAUGAUGUCAAUGAUGUCAAACAUUCAUCAGAACGAAAGCGCGAACUCUGCUCGUAUUGCAACUCUCUCGAAGAUCAACAACAAGAUACAGCAGCUCAGAGAACACAUAGACAGAUCAAAGAGAGAAUGCAAUAGAGUCGAAAAAGCCGUGAAAAGAAUGACAGAUUGGGGAAAUGAUGCAGAUUUGUUCACCCAGAACAAAUCUGACAUCGAACAAACUCUCGAAGAGAGAAACAAAAGGAGAAUCGAACAAUUUACCGUUGAAAUUGCUUCAAUCAUGGGUAAUGAAACGAAGGGUCUGACAAAGAUUAUGAAAUUACUCGAAGGACCGAUUAAUUCGACAACUGCUGGUCAGAUAAAUGAUCUGGCCAACCAACUUGAACUUGUAUGUUAA
Molecule: messenger RNA, 2031 nt
Organism: Trichomonas vaginalis G3
Lineage: Eukaryota; Parabasalia; Trichomonadida; Trichomonadidae
Product: nitrile biosynthetic process
Exons: 1
Coding region: 1-2031 (676 amino acids)
Molecular function (GO): protein binding
Source: RefSeq, a predicted model, not a curated record